AUGGGAGAGAGGUCAGGUGAAAGCAAUGAGAAUGAUAGAAAAAGUGACUUAGGACAGAAAGUUAAAAGAAGUGACAAUAGUGGAUGGGCAAAUAUAUUUGACAUGGUCCAUGGAAAGCCUAACUAUCUGGAUUUAUCAGAAGAGUGCUGUCUCCAUCAGUACCCAGAAAGUUGUGACUGCAUAGAAACUGAAUUAGAAUGUGUAGAUGUUAAUUUAAAAUCUGUUCCACUUGUUUCAAGCAAUGUCACCCUACUGUCUCUUAAACACAACCAGAUCCAUGCUCUUCCAGAUGAAGUUUUCAGCAGAUAUACAGAAGUAAAGAAAAUAUUUCUGCAACAUAAUUGCAUUCAGACAAUAUCAAGAAAAGCAUUUUUUGGAUUACACAAACUUCAGAAAUUAUAUCUCAGUCAUAAUUGCAUCACCAGUCUGAAACCUGGGAUAUUCAGAGACCUACACAAAUUGAAAUGGCUAAUUCUAGAUGAUAACCCAAUAGUGAAAAUUUCACAAAAACUAUUUGCUGGACUAAAGUCCUUGUUUUUUCUGUCUAUGAUAAACAACUCACUUGUGACCCUUCCAGGGAAAAUAUGCACUCAAAUGCCUCUUAUUAACUGGAUGGAUUUUGAAGGUAAUCACAUUAAAGCCUUAACUAAUGCCACCUUUCUGGAAUGUAAUGCACUCACGGUGCUGUGUCUUCGUGGAAAUCAAAUUCAUUUUGUGCCUGAAAAGACAUUUUCUUCCUUAAAACAUUUGGGAGAACUGGAUCUGUCUAAGAACAUAAUUACUGAAUUACCACAUUAUAUCUUUAAAGACCUGAAAUAUUUACAAAAACUUAAUUUGUCUUUCAAUUCACUUUCUCACCUCUAUGAGGAUCAGUUUGAGAGUCUUCAACAACUUCAGUCUUUAGACUUGGAAACAAUAGAGAUCCCAAAUAUAAAUGCAAGGAUGUUUCAGCCCUUGAGGAACCUUUCCCACAUCUACUUCAAAAAAUUUCGGUAUUGCUCCUAUGCUCUCCAUGUCCGAAUAUGCACUCCAUUAACAGAUGGGAUUUCAUCAUUUGAGGACCUCUUAGCUAACAAUGUUCUAAGAGUAUUUGUCUGGGUCAUAGCUUGCAUUACAUGUUUUGGAAAUCUUUUUGUCAUUGGAAUGAGAUCGUUCAUCAGAGCUGAAAACAAAACACACACUAUGUCUAUCAAAAUUUUGUGUUGUGCUGAUUGUCUAAUGGGUGUGUAUUUGUUCUUCAUUGGAAUCUUUGAUGUUAAAUACCGUGGAGAGUAUAAAAAAUAUGCCGUGCUGUGGAUGGAAAGCUUACCAUGUCAUAUCAUGGGGUUUCUGGCCAUGUUGUCUACAGAAGUCUCUGUCCUUUUGUUGACAUAUCUGACUUUGGAAAAAUAUUUAGUGAUUGUCUUUCCCUUCAGUAAUAUCCGACCAGGAAAACAUCAAACAGUAAUAAUCCUUGUUUCCAUAUGGAUUAUUGGAUUUGUUAUAGCAAUAAUCCCAUUUGGGGAUGAGGACUUUUUUGGAAAUUAUUAUGGGAAAAAUGGAGUUUGUUUCCCACUUUAUUCUGAUCAAACAGAAGAAAUUGGAGGCAAAGGGUAUUCUUUUGGCAUUUUUCUUGGUGUGAACCUACUUGCCUUCAUCAUAAUAGUGUUUUCAUAUGUCAGUAUGUUUUAUUCCAUAAAAAAAACUGCCCUUCAGACAUCAGAAGUCAGGAGCCAUAUUCAUAGGGAUGUUGCUGUUGCCAAUCGAUUUUUUUUUAUAGUAUUCACUGAUGCCAUCUGCUGGAUUCCUGUUUUUGUUAUAAAAAUCCUCUCUCUGUUCCAAGUGGAAAUUCUAGACACAGUCACUUCCUGGAUAGUGAUAUUUAUUCUGCCAAUAAACAGCGCGUUGAACCCAAUUCUCUACACUCUAACAACAACUGUCUUUAAGGAGAAGUUAAAGCAGUUUCUGCACAGUCAUCGAAGGAGGUCUGUUUUAAAAACUGACAGAAACAGCUUGGCUACAUCAGUGUGCACAGGUGGUUCCCUAAUUCACGCCUCCUCAUUUAAACUUGGAUUAUUAAACAAACAAUCCUUGGGGAUAGUAAAAUUAACUUAAUCAUACAAGUGAUGGUUUUUCAGCGAGAUCAUGGGAACUGGAUCUCAAUGGAUUGCAGUAAUGCUAAUCUCUUUGAGAUUUAUUUAGAAAUUUCUUUGUCAUUGCCACCUCUGUAUUCAUC
Molecule: messenger RNA, 2215 nt
Organism: Alligator sinensis (Chinese alligator)
Lineage: Eukaryota; Metazoa; Chordata; Crocodylia; Alligatoridae
Gene: RXFP2
Product: relaxin family peptide receptor 2
Exons: 17
Coding region: 1-2094 (697 amino acids)
Biological process (GO): G protein-coupled receptor signaling pathway
Cellular component (GO): membrane
Molecular function (GO): protein binding; G protein-coupled receptor activity
Source: RefSeq, a predicted model, not a curated record